UCCUCAAUCCUAAUCCCCCCAAAAAACUCAAACCACAGCGAGAGAAGAAGCAGAGAAAUAACUAGAACGAUCAAAAUCAAAUACAUAUAUACAUCAAUCAAACGCCAAAAGGGUCUGUGUGUGUGAAUUUGUCAAUGGGGGAAGAAGGAGAGAAUAAUAAGGAGAAGAAGAGGGUGGUUGUGGAGUCGUUAGGAUGGCUAACGGAAUCCACAAUCAUGCCCAAAAAGCACCGACCAAUCGAGGGGGUGGGUGCUUCUUCCAUCCUUGAGCUUAAAGCCCAGUUAUACAAAUCUCAAGAAGAGUCCAAACGCCUUUCCAAAGAGACCGUCCACCCUUCUGCUGCUGACCCAAAUUAUUCGCAUUUGGAGAUCCACCGCGCCAAGAAGAAAAUCACCGCUAAGGACGCCUUUUCCUCUAAGAAUCAUGGGGUUGAUGCCCGAGAGGCCAAGGACAAGCUUGAGAUGAAAGCGAUCAAAGAUGGAUCAGUAAGCUAUGCUGCCUUAGAACGAAAGGCUAAGUUGUAUGAUAAGCUGGUGAAGGGUGAGCUUUCUGACGGGGAGGACGAAGAGAAGUACUGUGUUGAUUUCUUUCGGAAGGGCCAGGAGCAGGACUCUGAGCUGUCUCAACGGCACGAUACUUCUAGCACAGAACUAAGAGAUGAAGAUGGAGAUGAUGAUACCUCCCUACUGUCAGACACAAAAGCUGCAGGACUUGGCCGCCAAGCUGGCACAUUCGACAGAAGUGAACAUAAGCGUUUUGUAAUGGAAGUUCAUAAAGAAGCAAGUCAAGCAAGGGAAAAAGCAUCAGAACUCAAGCUCCGUAGGCAAGAACAAGUUGCAGCACGUCGAGAAAAACUAAAGCAGGCUUAUCUCCGCAAGCAGCUUGAGAAGUUGAAGGCUUCCAAGGCAGAGCAGACAUAGAUCAGAGUAGGUGUUUUUGAAGUUGGAAGUUUGAAUCACCAUUUCAUUUGAACGAGCCUGAGUUUGGUGAAUCGAAGAAGCAGCUUUGGCCACUUAAUGCGGGGGAUGCAUCUAGCACAUUGAAGUCGUGAACUUUCUUUCAAGUGGUUGAGUUCAAUUAUGAUCGAGAAUGCUCCAAUAUAGACUUGCUUCUGUAUCAUAUACAAAGGAUUCUUUGUAAUCUUAGUGGAAAAGAUCUUGACCGUCUCUUGUUUUUAAUUGACUAAAAAAAGAAAUUUCUUCAACACUGUUAUUACAGUCUGCUAGAGGCGGAUUCGAGAUUUAAACUCUAUGGGUAUUUUAGUAUUGAACUUAUCA
Messenger RNA from Nicotiana tabacum (common tobacco), 1277 nucleotides. RefSeq lists its product as uncharacterized. Lineage: Eukaryota; Viridiplantae; Streptophyta; Magnoliopsida; Solanales; Solanaceae. Gene Ontology annotation, cellular component: nucleus. The record is from RefSeq and is a predicted model, not a curated record.